AUGUACCUCAUGACCAUUGGGUUAACCAUGGCAUUUGAAGAUGAGGCCUUCUACUUUUCGGAGCAAGAGUGGGAAAUGCUGGAGAAGUGGCAGAAGGAGCUGUAUCAGCAAGAAAUGAAGACCAAUUAUGAGACCCUUGAUUCCCUGGGCUAUGUUUUUUCCAAGCCAGAUUUGAUUACCUGGAUGGAACAAGGAAGAAUGCUGUUAAUCAGAGACCAAGGACACUUAGAGAAACCACGAAUGACAUUUAGCCCUUCAACUGAGCAGUUGGACUUGAAUGUCAAGUUGCCAUGUGUUGAAGCCUUUGCAGAGAGGCGGGUUCGAGAAGAGCUGCUGUCUCCAGGGCAGCCUGCUCCCUCCCUCGGGGGCUCACACGCAGCAGAGGCCCUUGCGGUGCCCCGAGUGUGGGGGUACGCCGUUUUCCUGCGAGGCGUGUGCCAAGGGUUUCACCCAGCAGUGCAAGCUGGCCGAGCACCUCGGAAUGCAAACGGAGAAUCCCUUCCUGGGCUCGCAGUGCGGUCAGAGAGCUUUGCCGGGAAGGCGGCGGCCAAGGCCCAACGGCGGGCCCAUAGUGGCAAGAAGCCCUUUGCCCGUGAGCACUGCGAUAGGAAGUUCACCCACAGGGCCAAGCUCACCGAACAUGCCAGAGCUCACGCUGGGAAGACGCUCCAGUGCCCUGAGUGUCAGAGGAGCUUCCGCCUCCAGAGCAACCUGCAGGCCCAUCUCUUUCAACGCAGCGGGCAGAAGCCCUUCCGCUGCCCAGACUGCGGCCGGCACUUCUCCCGGAGGAACGCCCUGAGGGCGCACGAGCGGCUGCACGGCCGAGAGAGGCCCUUCUCCAGCGGGCGGUGUGGCCGAGGCUUCAGGCGGCACUCAAGGCUGGGGUGCCACGGCCGGGUCCACGCCCGGCAGAGCGAGUUCGCCUGCGAGCGGUGCGCCAGGACCUUCCCCCGACGGUCAAGGCUGACCCAGCACCUCAAGGUCCAUGCCAGGGAGAAGCCCUUGCCCUGCACCCAGUGUGGCCGGAGCUUCAGCCGCCGCGCGCACCUCGCUGGGCACAGGAGGCAGCACCUGGCCGAGCCCCUCCGCUGCCGCGAGUGCGACAAGAGCUUCUUCUGGAAGGCCUCCCUGAAGCUCCACCAGCGGCUGCACCGGGGUGAGAAGCCUUUCGCGUGCGGGGAGUGAGGCAAGGCCUACCCUCAGCCAUCCCAGCUCACAGAGCACCGGAGGAUCCACAGUGGGGAGAAACCCUUCCAGUGCCCCGAGUGUGGCCGGAGUUUCCGUCUCAAAGGAACCAUAAAAAGUCACCUGCUCCAUCACAGCGGCCACAAGCCUUUCUCCUGUGCAAAGUGCGGGAAAAGUUUCACCCAGCAGUACAGGCUCACGGAGCACAUCCGCGUUCAUAGUGGCGAGAAGCCCUUCCAGUGCCCGCAGUGUGACAAGAGCUGCUGCAUCAGGGAAAGUCUGAAGGUGCACCUGCAUAUGCAUAGUGGGGAGAAGCCCUUCAGGUGUCCCAAGUGUGGCAAGAGCUUUCUCCAGAAGAGAAGUCUGAAGACUCAUCUGCACCAUUACCGAGAGGAGAGGCCCUUUGCUUGUACCAAGUGUGGAAGGAGCUUCACCUACAUGGGGGCACUCAGCACCCACCUCGCAGCACAUGCCAAGGAGCAGCCCUUUAGGCCCUAGGUCACACCUCACAGAAAGCAGUGCCAUCCUUGAGGUGGAGCCAGCAGCCCUGACAGAGGCAGAGUGAAGAAAUCAUCCAACAGGCUUCACAUGCACUGGCCAGGUAGCAGGUAGGCUGCAUCAGUUUCUUGACAAGAAGUUCCAGAUAGUUCAGGCAUAAGGUAAAGAGACACCUCCCCUCUAAUGCUCAUGGGCAAGUCUUGCCAGUCACAGGGGAAACA
Phacochoerus africanus (Common warthog) is the source of this 1904-nucleotide messenger RNA. RefSeq names its product zinc finger protein 425-like. Gene Ontology annotation, biological process: regulation of DNA-templated transcription. NCBI's taxonomy places the organism in Eukaryota, Metazoa, Chordata, Mammalia, Artiodactyla, Suidae. The record is from RefSeq and is a predicted model, not a curated record.